UUUCUCUUUCCUUUCAACAGAUGAGAAUAUUGCUGGGCAAUGGGGCAGAUGACAUGUGCUGUGAUGCUGACCGCAUAACGAUUUUCUAUGAUCUGACUCAGGUGUGUGUGAGUGUGAGAAUUCCAGGAGAUGGAGGGAGGGGAAGGAGAAGGAGCUGGUCUACCUUUUGGCCCUUUUCGCUCCCUCAUUCACGAACAAGCCAAAAGUAUUGUUGCUAUACAGGAACUGAAGAGAGACGUGGAGCUACUGCUGGAGUUCCGAGAACAAGUUCUCUCUUCCUUUCCUCACCUCAUGCACUCAGUUCCUCUCAUGACCCCAUCAGCCUCAAGUGCAACCAAGUUUACUGGUGUCACCCAUGAUGUUAGCCAUCAUCAUCCUGGGGCGCAUUCUGCUCAACACCUUCGACCUCCUGGCUCUGGCCGCAAACUUCCCCAACCUCAUGGUGCAUCUUCAGAUCCUCUUCUCUUUGCUCAACCUGAAUCUGAUACUUCAGAUGAAAUGGAAAGCCAGGGGCCUGGAGGUCGAGGGACUUGGAAACGCCCAUCUUCUACUCGAUAUUUACCCCGAACCAGACGAAAGAAACAAAGUGUUGAUGUGACUUCCACUACCUCUCGCACAGCCCUUCUCGCUCCUAUGGCACAUGUUGUUGACUCGGGGUUCAGUACAGAAACUAAAGAUGUGGGCUCAGGGAGUGAACGGAAUCAUGUUUACAGUGAUCGGACAUCUUCAUCAUCAGCUUAUAACUACAGUGACCGGUCAUCAGAACGCAAUCUUGUUUAUAGUGACAUGGUGCCUGAUAUUCGAUGGCCUGGCCGGAUGGUUGGCCCAAUGUCAUUUUGUGAUGAUGAACUCUGGAAUCUCUUAGAUGUGAUUCAUAGGAAAGGGGUUCGAUUACGCGAGGAAAUUCGAGCAGAGGAUGUGCGGGUUCCUAUUCCUGCUCCAGAAUCAGCUUUAUCUGAUACUGUCCAGUCCAAUGUUCGUCGCCUCUCCACCAUUGCAGAGACAGUCAGAAGUUCUCAGUCUCUGGGAGAUACAAGAUCAAAAGGACUUGGUGAACGGGAUUCCAUAAGUUUAUCACGAGUCUUUCAGACUCAGGUGAGAGUGAAGGAUCCAGAGGAAUCUCGGAUUCAGGAACUUGAAGCUCUGGUUCAGACUUUGAAUGAGAAGAACAAACAUUUGGAGGAAGAGCUUUAUGCUGCCACAGCCUGGAAGACAGAGGUGGACUCCCGCAUUCACAAUUUGCAUGCUCAGUUUGCUCGAGGGAAGAGGGAACCAUAUCAAGAUCAUGACUCCAAUCUGGAGAACCAGAAGCGUCAUGAUAUAAGCCCAUUUACUCCAGAGCAGGCAGAAUCCAGAGAAAGGGGGUGGAUCAACAUCCGCUCUAAAUCUGAAGUCAACAUUCGCCAAAGACGAUCUCAGACAUCAAAUGUCUUUGCAACAAGCCUUCCCACAGGAAGUAAGACAGAAAGGAAGAUAGUUGCAAUUCCAAAUAAGAAGAUCUCCUCUGUCCUCUGGGAAUCGGACAUUCUGACCCUACGAAAGCAGCUGCUACAUUACAUCCAUGCUUAUGAGAUGACAAAGGCCAAAUUGGAUGAGAAAGCUGAGGAAUGGAGUUUACGAGCACGUGACUGGGAUAGGUUGUCUAAGGAAUGGAGAGAAGAAGUUCGCAGUCUCAGAGAUGAGAAUCAGGAAUUUAGAUUCCAGCUAGAAGAGAAGGUGAUUGAGCUGGAGGGAACCAAGGCCCGAUUGAGAAUGAUGGAGAGAGCUUUGGGAAGAGGAUUAAAGCCAACAACAUCCAUUCCUGGUGAUGUCACCUUGCCCCGACCCCUCAGACGUAUUGACCACCUGUCUUAUCUAAGGAGUGACCUUGAUCAAGGCAGGAAAGAUGAUGAGGGUCCUCAAGAAGAGGGCAGCCCAGCAAAAAUUACAUUUCGAGUAGGAGGGGAAGAUGAAGAGGAUGUCAGAACCCAGGAAAAUUCUCUUCCUGUAAAACUAGUUCGCAUUGUUCCGGAAGCUGAGGAAGGGAGGGAGAAGGAGUCAUCAAGCACUGAGUCUUCAGGAGUUCCCCAUAAGAAUGUGUUCUUGCUGGCAAGAAACAAUAUGAAUUCAGGUGAUGAGGAAGAGGACCAAGUACCAUCAGUGCCUCCUCCAUUCCCCCUUGACUUCCUGCCUGUGAUUCCCCCAAUCAAGCCUGAUCUGGUCCAAAGCCAGACAGAAAACUUCUACUUUGCCAAAGAAUCUCCUCUCUUGAAUGGGUCUGCUUUGAAGAUGGUAUGCCCUCCUUAUCCUCCUGCCUUUGAUGAUGAUGAUGAUGAUGAUGAUGAUUCAGAGUUCAUGCUACCAUUAGACAUGGUCCAGUAA
Molecule: messenger RNA, 2361 nt
Organism: Darwinula stevensoni
Lineage: Eukaryota; Metazoa; Arthropoda; Ostracoda; Podocopida; Darwinulidae
Source: the annotation of a GenBank genome assembly